Molecule: messenger RNA, 1264 nt
Organism: Drosophila teissieri
Lineage: Eukaryota; Metazoa; Arthropoda; Insecta; Diptera; Drosophilidae
Exons: 2
Coding region: 94-1083 (329 amino acids)
Source: RefSeq, a predicted model, not a curated record
CAUAAACGAGCAUUCACAGCGAUAUCGAAAUAUUGCGUCUAUAGUGUUGGGUAACACUUUUAAGUGUGAGCGCCAGCUGGAAGGUAUCAGCUGAUGGAAACGCCAAGUUGGAGAAGAAUAACAAAACGAUUUAGUUUGUUGCCGCCAAAGGAAACUGGUAUAUUCGAAAUGCCCAUUUCGGACAGCCAGAAGAAAGGGCUGCGGGAGUUACUUCUAAAUGAUAAGAACUUAGCCGUCCUGCUACAUCUGGCAAAAGGUGCAACCAAAAAUGUUUGCAAGACCGAAGACCCGGAGGAGGCCCUUCGUCUGAUUACUGCACACAUUCCUGACAUCUACGUACUGCUUUCCAAGCGCGCCAUAACGAAGGAACUCCUGUUUACGUAUUUGAGCAGUCGACGCGCGGACGCAGCCACAGACUUCAGCAAGGCUGACCUCAUAGCUAAGGUUAUACAGUAUUGGAAGCAGGAACAUCAACCAAGCAUAGAGCUUUCCGCAGACCAGAAUUCCAGCUUGCUUCACAAUCAGAGCGAAGAGAAUUACCCCAUUCACACGAUUGCACGGAAGUUCGGCGAGUGGUUCUUCGAGCGCCUCAACGCAGACACCUUCAGUCUCGUGGAUUUGUGGGCCGAUGCGUCGCUACAUCUCACAAUCAUAGCCAGUGAUGGAAUCAAUGAGUGGGAGUGCGAAACGGCUUCCGAGGUGCUAUCGACACUAACGAGCGCAAAGCAGCAGUUCGACUUUUACUUUAAUCCGAACCUGACGCACGCCGGUAUUCAGGGUCGAAUGGAUUCCUACGGACAGUUCGUAGUAAUCUGCUGCGGCACUCUGCACUCCCGUGAUAGCUGCGUCGGAAUCUUUGAAUGUGCCUUCGGACUGCUGCGGGACCCGUUUGCCGACAACAACUGGAAACCCAAAAAAGUCAAGUGCUUUCUUAAAAGUGAGGUUCAGCCCCCAGAGGUGCACUAUCUGAGCUAUCUGAAAAAUGUUGACAGCCCAAACUGUAAGAUUGAAGAAAACAAAUGCAUUAAAAAUGUGUUGGUUAAAAACAAUGAGCUGAAUCUGGCAGUUAGUCGCUCAGAUUAAAGCUUAUAUGCCUGAUACUUUCUUCGACCAACCGAAGAACCCUAUUCUUGCAGCGAUAAUCUCUUCUAGUCUACCAACUAAACAUUUUUUGUUUGCCAUUAAACAAAUUAAUAUUUUGUAUUAAGAUUAAAACUUUUAGAACAUCAAAUUUACGAAAGAAACUAUACAUAUUAAAAAAUAA